CGGCUAGUGGGGCCGGAGCCGUUGGCCACGAGUCUGCGCAGCCGGUCACAGGGUCGGGGCCGCGCGCAGGAGCUGCCGCUGAAGUGUGAAACGAAUGAGUCGCCGCUGAGUUGUGUGAAGCGGGGAAGCGGAUCGUAGCCCGUGUGGCUGCACUCGAGGUCGGCGGGAGUUGGAGCCGUUCGGCAGCGGGGUCGAGCUGGGCCGCAAUGUCGGUGUUUCACGACGAGGUGGAGAUCGAGGAUUUCGAGUUCGACGAGGAGACGGAGAGCUAUUUCUACCCAUGUCCUUGCGGGGACAGGUUCAUCAUCAGUAAGGAGGAUCUAGAAAAUGGCGAAGAAGUUGCAACAUGUCCAAGUUGUUCUUUGAUUAUCAAAGUCAUUUAUGAUAAAGACCAGUUUAUGUCUGGAGAACUAGUGGGCAUGGUGACCAUGGACAAACUCGAAAAACUCAAGUGCUGAUUUUGAAGAGGCUGUAGUCCUGAUGAUCCUUUGUUUUUUUAAGGACUGGGCAUUGGAUUAUGAAUUACAGUAACAACAUGUAAGAAUUGAAUAGUUUUAUGGAUUUAUAUUUUAUUUAUGCAAAUUACAGGUGGACGUUUGGUAUGCUAUAUAGGAUUUGACAGUUAUUAUUGGGAAUCCAAGAAAAUAUAAGCCUUUGAGUUGGGACGAAACACAAGAUAAACAUAAGGCUGAAACUUGCCCAGGAGAAAAUAUGGGUAAAAUGGUUUGUUUCUUUUACUGGGUAUAAUUUCUUGGAGUUGUAAAGCUGUGGCUGAAUACAUUUCUAUACUUUAAGACCGACUACUAGAAAUGAGCAACUCGUUAUUUUUAGCAGGAAGACCAAAUAUAUGAUCUGACUUGCUUUACCUGGGAGGGUUCAGCAAUGAGCUAUUGCUCCUGAACAUGUGCAAUAAUGUAUUUAUUUUUAUAACGAUUUGCUUUUCUGAAAGUUAUAAUACAGGUGUGAAGAAAACCCGUUUAUUAUACCAUCCAUUUGUGAAAUGAUUAAUUGCUUGUGAUUUAUUCAAUAAUAUUUGAUAUUUGCAGAAAUCUAUAAAUUGACAAGAUUUCAAGAAAUUAUUGCUAUCAUGGAACUGCUUAAUGCUGCUGAAGGCUUUGAGAUAAUUUGUGAUCUGGCUGUUUCAUGGAAAAUGUAAUUUUGUUUAAACCCCAGGAUAAUUUGAUUUCAUAAUCUUCACUACUAUUUCGACAAAUGCUAAAUUAAAAUUUUGAAUAUUUUAUGAAGAUAAACUUGCCCUGUUUUUUCAUCCAGUAUUCAGAGCUUGUUACAUGGUUGAAUGUGGGUUUGGUUCAUAAACUCUACUGAUACAAACUAAAAGGUGUGUGAUCAAAUACUGUUUUGAAGCCGACUUUGGAUGUGUUUGUCACAUGAUGUUUUGGGAUUUUAUGCAAUAUUUUAAUUAAAAAAAAGUUCACUCAC
This is a messenger RNA of Amblyraja radiata (thorny skate), 1440 nucleotides long. It is a transcript of the gene dph3, whose product is annotated as diphthamide biosynthesis 3. Gene Ontology annotation, molecular function: metal ion binding. NCBI's taxonomy places the organism in Eukaryota, Metazoa, Chordata, Chondrichthyes, Rajiformes, Rajidae. Bases 207 to 458 code for a protein of 83 amino acids. The record is from RefSeq and is a predicted model, not a curated record. Gene Ontology annotation, biological process: protein histidyl modification to diphthamide. The transcript has 3 exons.